AUGCAUGUUCCCAUCAGGGAACAGCUGCUCCAUUCAGAUGCUUGUUCCAUUCAAGAACAACCGCUCCCAGAUGCCUCCACGCACCAAGCAAAAGUCGGUGAAAACACUGAAUCAGCAGGACCAACCGAUCAGGAGAAAACACCUCAUCCAACCCGUAGACUAGGAAAGGAACAGACGGAGCCUUCAGCAGAGGGAGUGCGCCUAGCAAGGAACAUGAGGGCACCAGAUCGCUCUGAGAGUGGAGAGUCAGACUGA
Eruca vesicaria subsp. sativa (arugula) is the source of this 255-nucleotide messenger RNA. Lineage: Eukaryota; Viridiplantae; Streptophyta; Magnoliopsida; Brassicales; Brassicaceae. The record is from the annotation of a GenBank genome assembly.